Molecule: messenger RNA, 837 nt
Organism: Monoraphidium neglectum
Lineage: Eukaryota; Viridiplantae; Chlorophyta; Chlorophyceae; Sphaeropleales; Selenastraceae
Product: reverse transcriptase/ribonucleaseH/putative methyltransferase-like protein
Exons: 2
Coding region: 1-837 (278 amino acids)
Source: RefSeq, a predicted model, not a curated record
AUGUUUGUGCGCGUUUCGGCGCUGGAGGUGCACGACCUUGCGCGGCACGGCCCCGCGGUGGUGCACCCCAUUUCUGUGGCAGAAAAGCCAGGGACUGGCGCCCUGCGCCUCUGCAUUGAUGCCAACUACACCAACAUCUUUGAGCCGUACCGUCCAGUCACAUUUGAGCUCCUGCAGAAUGUCUUUCCCCUCUUGCAGCGGGGCGACCUCGUCUCGGCAUCCGACCUCACCAAGGGCUACCUUCACAUGCGCUUGCACCCGUCCGCCCGCCGCUUCCUUGCCAUUCGGUUUGAUGGCGUCACCUACGUGUUCUCGGCGCUUCCCUUUGGGCUGCAAUCAGCAGUGUGGGCUUUUUCCUCUGUGAUGCGGGCCAUGUACCUACCCAUGCGCAUGGCGGGCUGGCGACUGAGUUUCAUGAUUGAUGAUGCCCUCACUCUCUGGCGCCGCAUGGUGGACGCCUGCCUCGGCGCCUCAGUGUUCGUUCGCAUUCUCUGCAGCCUGGGCUGCCACCUGAGCCUGCGCAAGUGCAGGCUGGGGCCCAACCCGGCGGUGCGCUACGAGGGCAUGAUGCUAGAUCUGGCCCAGGGCGCCGUGCUGAUUCCCGCCGACAAACUGCAGGGCUUUGACGACCUGGUGCACUCUCUCAUCACAUCGGAUCAUUUUUCCCGCCGCCAGCUGGCCAGGCUGGCAGGCCUUUUGGUCAGCUUCCAAUGUGCAGUUCCCCUGGGCCGCCUCUUCACUCACACCCUGUUUGGAGCCCUGACGGGUGUGUGCGACUGGGACUCUCUUUUCACCCCGUCCGCGGAGCUUCGCGAGUUCCUGGCUUGGCUGCUCUAG